AUGAUGUUCUCCCAGCUGCUCGAUUUCAACUACAGCCUGAACGGCAGCGCGGAGGAGCCGCUCGCUUUCCUGGACGAGGACUGGAGCGACUCUCCAGCGGAGAAGCUCUCGCGCGCGGGCUUCAUCGCGCUCUCCGUCUUCUUAGGUCUCAUCAUGACAUUCGGCUUCCUCAACAACUUCGUCGUGCUGGUCCUCUUCUGCAAGUUCAAGACGCUGCGCACGCCGGUCAACAUGCUGCUCCUGAACAUCAGCGUGAGCGACAUGCUGGUGUGCAUGUGCGGGACGACGCUGAGCUUCGCGUCCAGCAUCCGCGGCCGGUGGCUGCUGGGCAAGCAGGGCUGCAUGUGGUACGGCUUCAUCAACUCCUGCUUCGGUAUUGUGUCUCUAAUAUCCCUGGUGAUUCUGUCGUAUGACCGCUACAGCACACUGACGGUGUAUAACAAGCAGGGUCCAAACUACCGUAAGCCCUUGCUAGCAGUGGGAGGCUCGUGGCUGUACUCCCUAAUCUGGACAGUGCCCCCGCUACUGGGCUGGAGUAGCUAUGGUCUGGAAGGGGCUGGCACCAGCUGUUCCGUGUCAUGGACCGAGCGCUCACCGCAGUCUCAUGCGUACAUCAUCUGCCUCUUCAUCUUCUGUCUGGGCCUGCCAGUGCUGGUCAUGGUCUACAGCUAUGGGAGGCUACUCUGUGCUGUCAAACAGGUAGGGAAGAUUCAUAAGUCUGCAGCUCGGCGGAGGGAGUUCCAUGUGUUGUUUAUGGUGAUCACUACAGUGGUGUGUUACCUGCUGUGCUGGACACCAUACAGCGUGGUGGCCAUAAUGGCCACCUUUGGUCAGCCAGGGAUCAUUACACCUGUUGCGAGUGUGGUGCCCUCUCUUCUAGCCAAGACCAGCACUGUCAUCAACCCGGUUAUAUACAUCCUAAUGAAUAAACAGUUUUACAGAUGUUUCCUGAUCCUGUUCCACUGCAAGGUGAGGUCUAUGGAGAACGGCCCAUCAUCUAUGCCCUCCAAGACUACUGUCAUCCAGCUGAACCGCAUGGUGCACAGCAACACGGUGGCCUGCACAGCGCAGAUUUCCACCAGCCCGCAGGAGCUGGGAUGCAGCACCCCGGCCAUGGAGAGGAGCAACACUCCGGAGGUCUCGUCCUAACAAGGAGGCUCUCCUUUUCUCUUGUGCACAUGUGAAUGCGUUCCUUGCUAAGUUUGAGAGGAAGAGCUGGCCUGCCACUGAAGUUGGGUGCACAGCAUUCUUCCUGUUCUGAGCAAGCCUGGGAGCCCUCCUUCCGUCACAGCAGAAAUGUGUCAGUGGUGUACUCCCACCCACCCCACCACCACAGCCUCUGCCUUUACUCAGUGUAGGUGUUUCACACACUGCGUCUGUCCAAACACCAGUCUGUCUGUAACCCAAACUAGUCCAGAGCUCCACUCAAUCUGGAUUAUUAGCUUUACCUGGGGAGGCACUGCAAAGUAAGAGAUUUUAAUCCAGUUCAA
This is a messenger RNA of Colossoma macropomum (tambaqui), 1490 nucleotides long. It is a transcript of the gene tmtops2b, whose product is annotated as teleost multiple tissue opsin 2b. Gene Ontology annotation, cellular component: membrane; photoreceptor outer segment. The coding region runs from base 1 to 1149 and encodes 382 amino acids. Gene Ontology annotation, biological process: visual perception; G protein-coupled receptor signaling pathway. Gene Ontology annotation, molecular function: G protein-coupled receptor activity. The record is from RefSeq and is a predicted model, not a curated record. NCBI's taxonomy places the organism in Eukaryota, Metazoa, Chordata, Actinopteri, Characiformes, Serrasalmidae. The transcript is spliced from 4 exons.